Molecule: messenger RNA, 1077 nt
Organism: Punica granatum (pomegranate)
Lineage: Eukaryota; Viridiplantae; Streptophyta; Magnoliopsida; Myrtales; Lythraceae
Source: RefSeq, a predicted model, not a curated record
AUGGCAGAGGAAAGUCAACUAGCUAUCUUUGAGGAGGAUACGCCGCUCACCCCAAUUCAUUCUCAAGCACCGACUAUGCAUGUGCCACCACCACACGUGUCCCCUACAGGCGUGCCACCAGCACAUCGGGGAGCUUCCCCAACUCAUCUUCCGCCACCUGCAUCUUCGGGCACACACCCGGAAUAUUCAAGAGAGCGGCCAUCCUCUGCAGUUGAUGAUCGUGAACGUAUUGUAGUACUCGAGAGCACGGUCAAUCAACUGGCUACCACCAUGGCUACUAAUAUGGCCGAGCUCGUGGCCCUACUCAAAGGCCCAAAUCGCGCUUCUUCGAGCUUCACCCCACCUCCUGGGUACGGGCCAGCGGUCGAUCCAAACCCAUGGGCCCAGCCGACCUUGAUUCCUGAUAAUGGAGAUACGUCUGCCCCAACGAUAGUGAACGCGCCGGCGGUCCAUCCGGUUAACAAUCUUCCAGCACCACCUUCUUUCUCGCACCCGGCUAAUCUCCCGGCGGUCACUCCUGUCCCUUCAGCGACAAUGUUGGAACCGCCUAUGCUUGUACCCCCACCGAUCUCCACGCCAGUCCUAGUUUCGGUCUCUGCGUCGAUUCCAGCUCCGACUUCCGCUGUCCCACCACCGAUCAUAUUCCUGCCUACAACUGCCCAGGCUCCUGCUCACACUGCUGAACCUCCCCUAUACCAAGCUCCACUACCCCAUAUCGGCCUUUCUUACCAAGCUUCACCUCCCAUAAAUAUCGCUUACUCUGAACCGGGCACGCCGAGCUACGCGGCCCCUAGAGCUCCACCCACAAAUUUCCUCCCCGAGAUAGAGACCGAGCAAGAGAGGAGAAUGAAGAGGAUGGAAGAGACCAUUAAAGCCCUCCAAGCUGGUGACCCCCGACACAGUACUAGCUGUCUAGAUUCAACUCUCUUCCCGGGGAUGCAGCUACCCCCGAAGGUCAAAGUGCUCGACUUCCAGAAGUACGACGGAACUACAGACCCGCGACACCACCUCCGCCAGUAUCGUGGGAAGAUGCUUCAAUACUGGGACUAUGAACAAUUCGUCAUCGCUACGUUCUAG